CCAGUGUGCAGGUGAGUUCGCGCCUCCUCUCAGCCUCCGGACAACGAUCGAUUGGUUUUCUUCUGGGAAAUUGUAUCGUGCAUGAGUAGUACGAACAUCAAGGUCUUUUAACAAUUUUUCUUCCCUUUCUUUCGUCUUUCUUCUCUCCGCAUUUUUGUUUACGCCAUGGAUGUCCCUGAGCCCGAUCAGAGCCCGUUUACUGCGGUGACUGUACAGACGUCGAAGCUCAACAGGGGGAUGUCGCUCACAGUGUUUAAGCAAUACCAAACCCUCCUCGAUGCCUCAACACCCUUCACGGCCUACCGCUGGGUCGGCACCGUCGUCCUGCUUCUUAUAUUCUUUCUGAGAAUUGUCCUAGCUCAGGGCUGGUAUAUCGUCGCAUACACUCUAGGCAUCUACCUUCUCAACCUCUUCCUUCUCUUCCUUCAACCAAAGUUCGACCCCUCUCUUACCCAGGAUGAGGGUCUCGAGGAUGGCGAUGCAGCCGCAUCCCUGCCCACCAAGCAAGAUGACGAGUUCCGUCCAUUUAUCCGUCGCCUCCCGGAAUUCAAGUUCUGGCAUAGCGCUACCCGCGCCAUCGCCAUUGCCUUCGUGUGCAGCUGGUUCGCCGUCUUUGAUAUCCCUGUGUUCUGGCCUGUGCUUGUGGUGUACUGGAUUAUCUUGUUUGUUUUGACGAUGCGUCGACAGAUCCAGCAUAUGAUCAAGUACCGCUACGUGCCUUUCUCCUUUGGAAAGGCCAAGUACGGCCAGUCAUAAAUUGGAAAUUGAAUCGUCCGCCUCCCGAUGAUGAUCCUCGGGUUCAAUUGAGCGGGAUAUGGCAGGCUUGGCUUCUGCAUGUCUUCUUAGCUCGCUUCACUUUCUAAUUCGGCCACUUUUGACAUGAUUAACGUGAUCUUCGGUUAGCCAAAAAGAAGAUGAUAAAAUCAAGGAAGAGAGGAUCUUGAUAUUAAUUAUUGAUGAAUGACUGUUCAUGUCAUC
This is a messenger RNA of Aspergillus alliaceus, 978 nucleotides long. Its product is annotated as Rer1 family protein. NCBI's taxonomy places the organism in Eukaryota, Fungi, Ascomycota, Eurotiomycetes, Eurotiales, Aspergillaceae. The record is from RefSeq and is a predicted model, not a curated record. The transcript is spliced from 4 exons. Gene Ontology annotation, biological process: retrograde vesicle-mediated transport, Golgi to endoplasmic reticulum; protein retention in ER lumen. Gene Ontology annotation, cellular component: Golgi membrane. The coding region runs from base 166 to 756 and encodes 196 amino acids.